CACGAAAAGACACUGCAAGGAGCGACUGUUAAAAGAAACGAAGAAGAACGGUUAAAAAAUGGCGGUAGUCUGAGACUGAUGUGAAAAAUCAUAUUGCUAUGGAAUUAUUCUCCAAAAGAUGAAAAUGGCGUCAAGAUUAUUGAAGAGAGCUGGCAUUUCUCCUGAAUUAAGCGACCAACUAAAACGACACAAAAUAGAAAGUUGUAAGGAUCUGUUGACACAUACUUCUUUUGAAGUGAUGUACGCAGCAGGGUUGAGUUACCAGAAUACCUUAGAGAUGUUGGAGGCUGUGAGCAAGGUCAUUGCUCCACCAAUCACUACGGCCUUGGAGCUGUGGAAGCUGUGGAACUCAGGCUCUUGCUUUUCGACAUCAAUACCUGCUCUAGACAAAGUGCUGCGAGGAGGACUUCCUUGUGGAACCAUAACAGAGGUGACGGGACCAUCUGGCUGUGGGAAGACUCAGUUCUGUUUGACGCUGAGUGUUGUAGCCACCCUGCCAAAGGAGUUGGGUGGCUUGGACCGCAGUGUCAUCUAUAUUGACACAGAGUCAGCAUUCUCUGCAGAGAGGUUGGUGGAGAUCGCACAGAACAGGUUCCCAGACUACUUCACAUGUAAGGAGAAAGUCCUGCAGAUGGCAAGUAGGGUCCAUAUUUUCCGGGAGAUGACCUGCCAAGAUGUCCUCAACAGACUGGAGAGAUUGGAAGAGAUUAUCAUCUCGACCAGAGCUGGGCUGAUUAUCCUCGACUCAGUUGCUUCAGUGGUCAGAAAGGAAUUUGACACCACGUUGCCAGGCAACCUUAUACACCGUAGCAACCUGCUGGGACAAGAAUCCACCACCCUCAAAUAUUUGGCCCAUCAGUUCAACAUCCCUGUGGUCCUUACUAACCAGAUCACUACUCAUAUAGUUAAUCAAGGUUCCGGUACAGCUAGUGAGGGGGACUCAGGACUAGUGACAGCAGCUUUGGGAAACACAUGGAGUCACAGUGUCAACACACGUUUUAUCUUGCAGUAUGUUGAUGGACGUCAGAGACAGCUAUUGGUCGCUAAAUCUCCUGUGGCUCCCUUUGUUGUGCUGAACUACACGAUCCAAAAGGAAGGAAUUGCUAUUAAAGAAAACGAUGACAAGGAGACUUUUUAUGAGGGCACCGAUCCCAGCCUCCAGUCCAUCAGAGUGAGAACUUCAAUCAACGUUGAUACAACAUGAAUGAAUGUGCCAGAAGUACAUUGAAAGUAAUCACUAUUUUCAUCAUUCUCAUCACAAUUGAAAUUGCAUGGACAGGACACGGCAUUGGAAAGCCCGCUCAAAAAAAAAUGCACACGGAGUGCUAGUUUUUUCUCCUCUAACCGUGCUUUUGUUUUCUAGAUUCUUAUUUUAUUCUUGGAGCUAAAUUUCCUGAAAUUUAGAGUCAAAGAUGUCUGAGAGAUGAAAAUUUGAGUUCCAAGGGUUCACUACUUUACCUGAAUAAGUUGUAUGGAUGUCCACAGAAACAAGACUUUAAGUUGAUACCUAAUAAAAAGGGAAUUUUGUACCAACAGUGUUUUAGUUUGUUCUUGCGCAUAAGCUUAGUGAUCUUGUGUAAACAAGUUUUUUUUAUUAUUAAAUGUCUCAAUAAAAUGCUUCUAUUUCAAUAUUUUAAUAUUCAUUUAUUUCAAUUUUUAUUUGUAUUACACUUAAUUCAUAUUAUUUCAAUUUUUAUUGACAUAUUUCAACAGUUCUAAUUUCAACAUUUAUUCCAAUAUUUAUUUAUUUAAUUUUUAUUCAUUAGCUUUUUAUGUAGCUCUACUCCAGAGCCAUGCAGCUUGACUGGCUCAACUCAAACCCCGCCUAGUUCAUGCCCGCCCACAGAGGUUGAUGAGCUAAAGACAGAUAAAAUUAUUUCAUGCGGUACAAGGGGAACGAGUGCAAGAAUGAAAUAAAUACAAAGUGAAAUAAAUGUUGAAAUCAAACACAAUAAAUGUUGAAAUAAAUAUAUAUUGGAAUAAAUAAAUAGAUUGGAAUACAUAAAUUUGAAAUAACUAAAUAGAAAUUGAAAUAAGUGAAAUAUAUGAAUAAAAAUUAAAAUAUUGAAAUAGAAGCAUUUUAUAACAUUUAAUAAUUUAUUUAGUUGUGUAUUUAAUUUUUUGCACUUCUGGUCCUUCAAACUGUCACCUCACGAACAAAAUGUAUUCAUUGCGGCGUGGCUUUCGUAUCAUGAUCUGAUCCUAAUGAAUAGAGUUUUACUUGUAAAUCUCCAAAGGUGUACUAAAAACAACACAUUAAAUUUGCUGUCAUACCCUCGAAUUGCCUG
This is a messenger RNA of Corythoichthys intestinalis (scribbled pipefish), 2288 nucleotides long. It is a transcript of the gene rad51b, whose product is annotated as RAD51 paralog B. The transcript is spliced from 10 exons. Gene Ontology annotation, biological process: double-strand break repair via homologous recombination. Gene Ontology annotation, cellular component: Rad51B-Rad51C-Rad51D-XRCC2 complex; replication fork. Bases 119 to 1204 code for a protein of 361 amino acids. Gene Ontology annotation, molecular function: single-stranded DNA binding; ATP hydrolysis activity; ATP binding. The record is from RefSeq and is a predicted model, not a curated record. NCBI's taxonomy places the organism in Eukaryota, Metazoa, Chordata, Actinopteri, Syngnathiformes, Syngnathidae.